UUUUUUGAGUUUGUCAAAAAAUAUAUUUUGAUAACUUUUGAAUCAAGCACCUGGUCUUGUUUCGUGUGAUAAAUCAUUUAGAGGCUCAUGGAAAGUAAAGAAAACCUUCUUGUCAAAAUGUCAGCUCAAAUCAAAUUAGAAGAAGGGGUCGAUUGUCCACAAUUCCACACCGAAACAAUUGUUAAGGAAGAGCUGAUCCUGGAGGAUGAGCACCCACACCCGGAACCGACAUCCCACGAGAACGUAGUCAUCUCGGCAUCCGGUUACGAAAUUACCAUCAAAAAUGAACCUCUGGAGGAGGAGGAGCCUCUGGAUAAGGUCGUCACGGAAGAACCUGCCUUCAGCUGUGACAAAUGCAACAAGCAGUUCACCUCGAAGCGCUCGUAUAGCGAGCACCUGCUGAAGCACCGGAACUUGGAGAGCAAGCGAUUCAUGUGCGCGCCAUGCCAUAAACCUUUUGGUACGGCAGGCGCGUUGGACACACACGAACGGCGGAUGCACGGAGGUGUAAAAAGUGAGCGACCUUCGGAGGAGGCUGAAAGUGCGCCAAAACGGUUCCGCUGUGACAAGUGCGACAAGCAGUUCGACGUGGCGAUCUCGUUCAAGAUGCACCGCAAGCGGCACCGGGACCUCGACAGCAAGCGCUUCGUGUGCGCACCGUGCCGGAAAGUUUUUGCGACGCGGCGCGAGUUGAACCGACACCAGCAGAACGUUCACGGGGGAGGGAUUGGCAAACUGACGUUGCAGUACAAGUGCCGGUACCGGUCGUGCGAUACGGUGUGCGAUAACAAGGAGAGCUUUGAGGAGCAUUUGGAGGAGCACAGGACAGGGCAGACACCGGAUGGAAAGCGGCAUCGGUGCAAAAAGUGUGACAAGUUCUUUGCCAAUGGAACCUCUUUGAAACGACACUUGGAGCUCAAUAUUUGCGACUAUAGGCCGAUAGUGCUGGAGGAGGAAGACGGCACCUUUAAAUGUUCCACGUGCAGCAAAACGUUUUCCCAGCAGCACCUGAUUGACCAACACAUCCGAACGCAUCUGGGCCGGCCGGAGUUUCGCUUUGCAACGCUGGAUUUUACUGAGAAACAGGCGGAGGAGCUGGGCACGGAUCCGAUCGUUGUAGAGCAGAACGGAGAAGAGUUUUUCAAGUGUCCUAUGUGUUUGAAGCUGAUUCAACAACACGACGCUUGUGUUCGACACAUAGGCGUGCAUAUCACAAAGGCACGAGCGACGUUCCAGUGUGAAGCGUGUGGAUUGUAUGUUGCCGACAACAAGGAGCUCGCGAAGCACGCGGCCGACAAGCACGGCCGAGUCAAAUCCGAACCGACCGAGCUCGGUGAAUGUGACGAGCAGGGUCUCUUCAGGUGCACCGAGUGCACAAAAACAUUCACGCAACGGCGUUUGGUGAUGCGCCACUUUCGCAGGCACGAAGCGAUGAAGAAGGGCUCGUUCCAGUGUAAAAUUUGUGAAAAGUUCUUUCCGGAAAAUGCCGAGUUGAUGAAGCACUCGAUUGAGAAACACGGUGAGGAGCCAAAAGCGCCGAAGACGAACAAGCUGGAAAAGGACGCCAGUGGGCGGUUCAAAUGCACGCAAUGUGAGCAAACAUUUGAACAUCGUCAGCCGUGCGCAGCACACAUUCGUAGGCACCAAAUCAAGGACAGUGCGCGGUAUCAGUGCAAGAAAUGUUUGAAGUGCUUCGUCAAACAAGUCGAUUUGCAACGUCAUGAACGAGCUGCUACCAAGCUGACGGAGAGUUUCUGCAACAAAAAUCUAAAGUCGCGCCAACUAAACAAAUCGGAGCUCUUGAAGCAAACCGGCAAACCGUAUCAGGUCAUCGAGGAAAACGACUUAUUUAUUUGCUCGUCCUGUGGCAAAGUGUUCCUGCAGCGUCCGUUCUGCGUGAGCCACAUCCGGAAGCACAUCGACCUGGAGCAGGGCAGGUUCCGGUGUGAAACGUGCGAAACGAACUUUGGCACAAACACGGAACUUCGCCGGCAUGCGGCCCUGAAGCAUGGCACUAGUGCGGGCGUUGAAAGACCGCGGCUGGUUCCGAUCAAGCUCGAGCAGGACGAGGACGGAUGGUUCAAGUGUCCCGAGUGUCCGGAGCGGUUUCAGCAGCGGGUGACGUGUACCAAGCACGUGAAACGACACGAGAAUCUUCGCAGUGGAAAGUAUCGGUGCGACUUCGAGUCGUGUGAAAUGCGUUUCGGAUCGAAUUUUGAGCUAAAACGGCACGUGUUAGUGCACACAAAUGACCAACCUGCGAAUGAAGCUUCUACGUCGAAGGCACCAACUAAUAUAAAAAAGGAAAUUCCAGAGGAAAUCGUUUCCGACGCUAACUAAUACAUUUGAAAAAUUGUUUCCUCCAUACCAAAGACGUUGUAGAUCAAUCUAUACAUUAAAAAUAAA
This is a messenger RNA of Culex quinquefasciatus (southern house mosquito), 2406 nucleotides long. Its product is annotated as zinc finger protein 808. Gene Ontology annotation, cellular component: nucleus. The coding region runs from base 88 to 2340 and encodes 750 amino acids. Lineage: Eukaryota; Metazoa; Arthropoda; Insecta; Diptera; Culicidae. Gene Ontology annotation, molecular function: RNA polymerase II transcription regulatory region sequence-specific DNA binding; DNA-binding transcription factor activity, RNA polymerase II-specific. Gene Ontology annotation, biological process: regulation of transcription by RNA polymerase II. The record is from RefSeq and is a predicted model, not a curated record. The transcript is spliced from 7 exons.